AUGGAUGGAUGGAUGGAUGGAUGGAUGGAUGGAUGGAUGGAUGGAUGGAUGGAUGGAUGGAUGGAUGGAUGGAUGGAUGGAUGGAUGGAUGGAUGGAUGGAUGGAUGGAUGGAUGGAUGGAUGGAUGGAUGGAUGGAUGGAUGGAUGGAUGGAUGGAUGGAUGGAUGGAUGGAUGGAUGGAUGGAUGGAUGGAUGGAUGGAUGGAUGGAUGGAUGGAUGGAUGGAUGGAUGGAUGGAUGGAUGGAUGGAUGGAUGGAUGGAUGGAUGGAUGGAUGGAUGGAUGGAUGGAUGGAUGGAUGGAUGGAUGGAUGGAUGGAUGGAUGGAUGGAUGGAUGGAUGGAUGGAUGGAUGGAUGGAUGGAUGGAUGGAUGGAUGGAUGGAUGGAUGGAUGGAUGGAUGGAUGGAUGGAUGGAUGGAUGGAUGGAUGGAUGGAUGGAUGGAUGGAUGGAUGGAUGGAUGGAUGGAUGGAUGGAUGGAUGGAUGGAUGGAUGGAUGGAUGGAUGGAUGGAUGGAUGGAUGGAUGGAUGGAUGGAUGGAUGGAUGGAUGGAUGGAUGGAUGGAUGGAUGGAUGGAUGGAUGGAUGGAUGGAUGGAUGGAUGGAUGGAUGGAUGGAUGGAUGGAUGGAUGGAUGGAUGGAUGGAUGGAUGGAUGGAUGGAUGGAUGGAUGGAUGGAUGGAUGGAUGGAUGGAUGGAUGGAUGGAUGGAUGGAUGGAUGGAUGGAUGGAUGGAUGGAUGGAUGGAUGGAUGGAUGGAUGGAUGGAUGGAUGGAUGGAUGGAUGGAUGGAUGGAUGGAUGGAUGGAUGGAUGGAUGGAUGGAUGGAUGGAUGGAUGGAUGGAUGGAUGGAUGGAUGGAUGGAUGGAUGGAUGGAUGGAUGGAUGGAUGGAUGGAUGGAUGGAUGGAUGGAUGGAUGGAUGGAUGGAUGGAUGGAUGGAUGGAUGGAUGGAUGGAUGGAUGGAUGGAUGGAUGGAUGGAUGGAUGGAUGGAUGGAUGGAUGGAUGGAUGGAUGGAUGGAUGGAUGGAUGGAUGGAUGGAUGGAUAGAUAUACAGCCGGUUCAAGGAGAAGAAUAUACAACACGGAGUCUGAAUUACCUUUUAGUCAGAGAUAUGGUGAACUACGGGCAAGCCAUCAGAGUGAUCAUGGUAGUCGCGGUACCGUCAUCAUGACACCGUACUUCGGUUCGUGGACAGCCCCGUACAUAUACAACUUGGAUGAACCGUUUGUGGUUGUCAUUGUGGUUAGGAUAUACUCUGGUCUAUUGAAGGCUCGUGGUGGUUUAUAG
This is a messenger RNA of Opisthorchis viverrini, 1281 nucleotides long. RefSeq lists its product as hypothetical. The transcript is spliced from 3 exons. The coding region runs from base 1 to 1281 and encodes 426 amino acids. Lineage: Eukaryota; Metazoa; Platyhelminthes; Trematoda; Opisthorchiida; Opisthorchiidae. The record is from RefSeq and is a predicted model, not a curated record.